AUGAUCUACUUUCUAUUGGUGGUGCUGCUCUGUACUAUCGGAAAUGCAACUAACCAUGUUUCAACUUGUCCUAAUCGACAAUGGAUUGAAGAGUCUCUCAAGAAAGCUUAUGUUCCAGGCGCAGCAAUUGUUGUAGUGAAUGAUACUCAUAUACUCUAUGAACAUGCCUUUGGCUAUCAGUCUCUGUCACCGCAACAACCUAUGGACGUUAACAAAUCUAUUUUUCCUCUUGCUUCGAUCUCAAAAACAUUCAUUGCUACUGCUGUUAUGCAACUUGCUGAGCAGGAACUGGUCGAUCUUGAUACUGACAUUAACGUGUAUUUAUUGGAACCACAGAAACAUAUCUUCCAUCCACAAUAUCCAAGGCAUUCAAUCACUUUACGCAAAUUACUUUCACACUCGGCUUCGAUUUACAUUAGGGAUUCAGUGGUGUAUACCUAUUUUCGAUCGGGUGAUGAUGCAUUUAAUGAAUCUUUAGCUGACAUGUGCUUCAAAUAUGUGAAUCCAGACACAUCGAAUUGGUUGCCAAAACCACCAGGUGCAGUGACAUCAUAUUCUAAUGAAGGCUCAACGCUGGCUGCAUUAGUUGUUGAACGAGUUUCAAAUAUGUCUUACAUAGAUUAUGUCAAAGAAAAAAUAGUGAAACCACUGGGCAUCAAUAUCAGCGAAGUUGGCGUACGGCUUUCUGACUUUGAAAAUAUCGAAAAUCUUGUAAAGCAUUAUAGCUAUGCAACCAAUACGUCUUAUGUCACCAACUUUAAUAAUCUAUUUCCUCAAUUGAAUAUUACACAAAUGCAGAAUGACCUCCCUACUUGGCUUCACAUUUCACAUUUUGGUUUUAGCGCCUAUCCAGCUGGUCUCUUACGAAUGUCGGCUGGUACCCUAUCUAUAUAUCUACGUAUGUUUCUCAGCAAUGGAUUUCCAGUUCUUCGUCCACAGUCGAUUGCUGAAAUGCGAACAGUAGUUGGCGGUGGUGUCAUACCACCGUACGAUCCACAAUGGAGCAAUAAAUCUAUGGAACUACCACCAUCACAAGCGUUUGGCCUUAGUUGGUAUUGGCAAACGAUGAAAGAUGGUCGUCGAUACAUUGGCCAUAGUGGUGCACUGCCAGGCAUGUCACACUUGAUGCUGGUCAAUGAAAAGAAUACUUUGGGUGUAAUUCUUCUUUCGAACAUAGAUGUCGGUUUACCAGGAUAUCCGUUACCAGACAUAUUUGAGGUGACAGAAAAUAUUCACAUGUCACUUUUUCAAUGUUUCGACGUCGAUCUUGUUGACACGUCUGCUAGUCAUACUAAAGGAGCUCAUAUUAGAUUCUUUACUGCUCUUCUACUUCUUCAUUGUCUUUUUAUACGUGAAUUAUCUGUUUAUCUAUAG
Messenger RNA from Rotaria sp. Silwood2, 1374 nucleotides. The record is from the annotation of a GenBank genome assembly. Lineage: Eukaryota; Metazoa; Rotifera; Eurotatoria; Philodinida; Philodinidae.